This is a messenger RNA of Coccomyxa subellipsoidea C-169, 966 nucleotides long. RefSeq lists its product as hypothetical. Bases 1 to 966 code for a protein of 321 amino acids. The record is from RefSeq and is a predicted model, not a curated record. NCBI's taxonomy places the organism in Eukaryota, Viridiplantae, Chlorophyta, Trebouxiophyceae, Coccomyxaceae. The transcript has 5 exons.
AUGCGUCUGCUCGUUGCCCUUGCCGCUUUCGUGGCGGUUGUUGCGAUCUCUGCGCAAGGCCAGUCGCCACCUCCGGCAAUUAUUGAUAUUGGAGUUGGAGCUAGCGCUGGCAAUCCGAUCGUCCAGAUUCCCACCUCUACAAAUCCCAACGGGCAAUUGACUGGCCAGGUCAUCAGCGUUAUGGGGGGAGACCCCACAGCGGUCAAAGCGCAAGUGCUCAAAUCCAGCACCAACUCUGAUCCGGGCACCACAGUCACUACUGGAGGCACCUUCAACGUCCUCGGGACGAGUGGUGGGACCACGGCAACUGUGCAAACGACGGGCGGGACAUUCACCCCCAUCACCUCGGAAGCUGUCGGUGACCCGGAGAUCAGGGCUUUCGAUGGCGAGACGUUUGAGUUCGAGGGCACCCCUGGAUCCUUCUACGAGGCAGUGGGGGACCAGGAUCAUCAGGUGUCUGUUUUUUUGAAGGUCGGUCACAUGUGGGACCACAACGGGACUUACAUGCAGGGCAUGGGAAUGAAGGCACACGGCCAAGAGAUCCUUGUUACCCUCAGCGAUGACGACUGCCUGCAAGUGACUGCCAACAAUGAGGUCUUGCAUGUGCCUGACGACGGCACCUACGGCCUGAAUACGACUCUUGGAAAGACCCCAAGCGCGGUGCACCUGGACUGGAAGCUCUUCCGCGAGAAACUCGGCAACUCAGUCCGUGUCAGCACAGAGACGAUGACCAUCACGGUGUACAUGACGAGGGCGGGUAUCAAAGACAAGGGCGGCGUGGAGCAGCCAGCCUACCUCAACUUUGAGGCCACGCUCAACAGGGCACCCGACCACGACCUCAGGGGGUUCAUGGGGCAGAGCUACAACAAUGUGAGGAGCUCCACGCGCAAGCUGCAAGCCGUCCCUGAAUGGGGCUACCACCACAACGCAUCCGAAUACGAAUUGCCUGACUACUUCUCCAUUUGA